Messenger RNA from Penicillium canescens, 711 nucleotides. RefSeq lists its product as uncharacterized. Lineage: Eukaryota; Fungi; Ascomycota; Eurotiomycetes; Eurotiales; Aspergillaceae. The coding region runs from base 1 to 711 and encodes 236 amino acids. The transcript has 3 exons. The record is from RefSeq and is a predicted model, not a curated record.
AUGGCCGCGGCAAUCCGCCGAGUACCUUCAAACAAGGCCCCUGGGGCUGAUGGCAUUCCCAAUAUGGGGUGGAGAUUGCUGGCAGGCGAAUCAGCCACAACCCUCGCGGUUUCAGGCCUCGAUCACAGUGACGCUAAGAAAGGCUUGGCUGCGAGACUACUGCUUGCUGAAGGCCAAAUCAUCGAGGAAACAGCUAUUCGCAUCCUUACUGGCCCACAUUGGGCCUGCCCUCAGUCGGCGAAGGAGGGGUUGGCAAGAAAGCCGACCGAGCGGCGUCCUGGAGGAUGGACACCGUUGGAAGCGCUGGUAUGGAAGAAGGGUCCGAUCAAAUUGGACAAGAAAUGUGGGGGAAACUGGGAGACAAGAAUUCCACGCGCUGGCUUCAUGGGAGCUCAGUGCUUUGUGGGAUUCGCGGAGGUAGUAUUGGCGACUCACAAUGCGAUGUAUGAGAGGAUCCAGGAGGAUGCCAGCGGCAAGGCCAGUAGCAAUGGCAAUGCCAAAGGUCUCACCUCUAUGGUGUACGCGUACACUGACGGCAGCGGAUUUCAGGACUCAUUGUCCACGUUUUAUGAUGCCGAGCUCACCGGCAUUGCAAUUGCACUGGCGAGCGCCAGGGAAGACAACAAGGAAAAUCCAUCAAUGAUCGGCGCGAAGCGGACCACGGCUCGAGAAGUGACCAUUUUCUCAGACAGCCAUCCGCUAUUGAAGUAG